AUGAAAAGAAUUAUAGUAUUUGCUUUAACUUUAAGUAUUGUAUAUUGUAGCAUUUAAUUUACAAGUGCUACCUAUAACACUAUUAACAAAUCUUUUAACAUAUUGUUAGAUGAAUAAUUCAAAGCAUUAAUGAACAUUGAUACAAUUGGAGAGAUAAAAAUUUAGUUUGAUAUUACUACUUAAAUCACUUAUUUUACUUCACCUGAGUGUUCAACUUGUAAACUAUAUGCUAAUGAAAAUCAAAUAACUCUAUACAAAUGUUAAUCUAAAAAUAACUGUGUGAAAAUAAGGGAAUUUGAUGGUUUGUAACUUGAUGGAAACUAUAUAUUAAGUGGAGACAUUAUUGCUAUACCUAUGAUCUUGGAUGGAACAAUUUUCUAUUUAGAAGAAGUUUAUCAUAUCAAAUAAAUUGUUCCUCUUCUUUAGAAUCCUUAAGCAUAUUUAUCACAGAAAAUAGGUUUGCUUAUGAAAAGUGAUGGUGAAGAUUUUAAAAAAAUGACAAUCAGUAAUAUUUAUACUUCACUUUUUGAUUAAGGAAAAAUAGAUAAAAUAAGCUAUUCCUUAUAUUACGCUGAUUCAAAUUAUCACUUGACUUUUCCUGGAUAUGAUACUAAACUAUAAUAUUAGCCAUUUUAUGAUGUAGUUACUGGAUACCAUUAGUUAUAUGAGACUAAGACUUAUCUAACCUCAUCAGUGAAUUUAAAUUUUAGUGAUCAAUAGAUAGUAGAUUCAGUAAUUCUAUAUAUAGAUCCUACAUUUGAAGAUUCAAUGCUUGUGCUUAAUGAAAGUAUAUUUGAAGGAUUUAAAAAAGCUCGUGAAAUAAUGGAAUAUAAAGAAAAUUAUUACACUUUCAAAAUUUUAUUUGAAAAAGAUGUGAAUGAGCUAAAGCUUGGGAAGCGCAUUUUCAAAAAAUUUUUAUACUAUGUUCAUGAAGAUAAAUAUGGAUAAUAUAUUUACUCUCUAACACAAUUGAAGCCCUAAAAAGCUUUGAGAAGUGGAAUUUAAAAUUGA
This is a messenger RNA of Tetrahymena thermophila SB210, 1011 nucleotides long. RefSeq names its product transmembrane protein, putative. Lineage: Eukaryota; Ciliophora; Oligohymenophorea; Hymenostomatida; Tetrahymenidae. The transcript has 2 exons. The record is from RefSeq and is a predicted model, not a curated record.